Sphaeroforma arctica JP610 is the source of this 510-nucleotide messenger RNA. RefSeq lists its product as hypothetical. The record is from RefSeq and is a predicted model, not a curated record. The transcript has a single exon. The annotation marks the transcript as partial. Lineage: Eukaryota; Ichthyosporea; Ichthyophonida.
CCCAGGGCUACUCGGCUAAUGCGGCGCGUGAUUGCGCACCCCGUCUGGCCCACUAUGUCCUGCCCAUCCCCAACAAAGGACCGUCCGAGUGGCACUACGCCGUGGUGUCGUUCUUUGGGCCGUAUGUGGGUGCGUUCUUCGGUGGGCUGUUCAUGGUGGCGGCGCGUCAGAUGAACCAGUACCCCGACUGGGCGUGGGAGAAGAUCAAGACGCAGACUAUGUUUGGAGGCCUCACGGAUGUCUUCUAGGCACCGCAGUCACCCACGCAUAGCCUCGGUACAUGCACCCAAAUCAUAAAAAGGGGACUGCUAUUGGGUGCAGCUUAUUAGGUGCGACUAGUUACAGUUGAAGCAGAGUCCUCUUCUGCGGGCUCGUGGUUCUUUGCGGAGACACUGUGUGGCUGCCGUCAGCGGUGCGCAGAGACGUUAGCUCUCGCAUGCAACCCUAAAACCCUACACGUAUGUAAGCAAAGUAGAUACCUUUUAAAAAUAAAUAUUAAAUGUCAACUCA